Trematomus bernacchii (emerald rockcod) is the source of this 3002-nucleotide messenger RNA. RefSeq names its product histone deacetylase 8. Gene Ontology annotation, molecular function: histone deacetylase activity. The record is from RefSeq and is a predicted model, not a curated record. Lineage: Eukaryota; Metazoa; Chordata; Actinopteri; Perciformes; Nototheniidae. The transcript is spliced from 11 exons. The coding region runs from base 110 to 1249 and encodes 379 amino acids.
CGACUGUUGACGGUGUAACACCACACUGGAGAAGACGCUUGCAUCCCUUCAUUGUAAAUUGUUUUUUAGCUCCGUUUAUUCUCCUUUAAAUAUCUUUAAUUCAUCGUAAAUGAGUUGCAGCGGAGACAGCGAUGAUGACAGCAGCAGCUGUAAGCGGAAGGUGGCUUAUGUUUACAGCCCGGAAUACAUCCAGACUUGCGAUAGUUUAUCCAAAGUACCAAACAGGGCAAGUAUGGUCCACUCACUGAUAGAAGCCUACGGACUCCUUAAACACAUGAGCGUCGUUAAACCUCAGGUAGCGACCAUCGAGGACAUGGCCAAGUUCCACACAGACUCUUACCUGGAGCAUCUUCACAAGAUCAGCCAGGACGGAGACAACGACGACCCGCAGUCCGGAGACUACGGCCUGGGUUACGACUGUCCCGUGGUGGAGGGGAUUUAUGACUACGCGGCAGCAGUAGGGGGCGCUACACUGACAGCAGCUCAGUGUCUGAUGGACCAAAAGUGUGAAGUGUCUGUAAACUGGGCAGGAGGCUGGCACCACGCCAAGAAGGAUGAGGCGUCAGGUUUCUGUUACGUGAACGAUGCUGUGCUGGGAAUCCUCAAACUGAGGGAGAAGUACGAGAGGGUUCUGUAUGUGGACGUGGAUCUGCAUCAUGGAGACGGUGUGGAAGACGCCUUCAGCUUCACAUCCAAAGUCAUGACCAUCUCGUUUCACAAGUUCUCCCCCGGCUUCUUCCCAGGUACGGGGGACCUGUGUGACACGGGGCUGGGUAAAGGACGAUGGUACGCCGUGAACGUCCCACUGGAGGACGGCAUCAAGGACGACAGAUACUACCAGAUUUUUACCAGCGUGAUGCAGGAAGCGCGGGCGCAGUUCAACCCGGAGGCCAUGGUCAUGCAGCUGGGGGCCGACACCAUGGCGGGGGACCCCAUGUGUUCCUUCAACAUGACCCCAGUGGGGGUGGGCAAGUGUCUGCAGCACGUCCUGCAGUGGCAGCUACCCACGCUGCUGCUGGGAGGAGGAGGUUAUAACCUGGCUAACACGGCCCGAUGUUGGACCUACCUGACGGCCGCCGUGCUGGGAAAGACUCUCUCCUCCGAGAUACCGGACCACGAGUUUUUUACAGAGUACGGACCCGACUACUCGCUGGAGAUCAGCCCAAGCUGUCGACCAGACCGAAACGACAGCAAACACCUGGACACGGUCAUCAGCACCAUCAAAGGGAAUUUGAAGAAUGUGGUUUAGGAGCCGGCAGCCUCCUCCACACCCACACACACACACACACACACACACACACACACACACACACACACACACACACACACACACACACACACACCCACCCACACACUCCAUGUUUCCUAACCAGGGCGAUGCUCGGCGGCCUUAAUGAAGACAAUAUGGAGACGGACCCCUUCGGCCCCGAGGCAUGAAGGCAGGAUAAAUAGAGCAAGAGAGGGGUUUGGGAAACAUUAGCUGAGUGUUUCCAGGGGGAAACAGUUUAAUAAGAGGGGGGGGGGGGGUGAUGUGGUUGCUGUACAGUGUUUGUAAUUCUUUUGUUUGUUGGAAAAAGGUGUGUGUGUGUGUGAAUGAGAGUUCACUCAAUCGUUUUGUUGGUAUCGGGGGAUGCGUUUGUGUACAUCCCGUCAGUGGGAUAUUUUACACUGAAUGGAAAACCAGAUUUCUUCAGGUGUCAUGUUUCACGUUCACCCUGGUGCUGCUGCUGUGAUUUCACCCCCCCCCCCCACCCCCCGAGGACACAUAAGCUCUAAAACAGACACAAAAGCCCAACAGUGCGGUUUCCCCCAAACGUCUCGUUAAAAAAAAAAAAAAAAACCUGAGCGAGUCCGGAAAGUCCAGAAAAAAGUACUUUUUGAAAUGAAUUGAGAAACUUGGAGAGUAAACAACGUCUGGAAAAGAAAAAAGACACGUUGGUGAAGUUAGCCACAUUUGUUUAGACCCUUGGGCAAAACCUGUAAAUGAAACAUCUGGACAGCGUUUGUCUCUCUGUGAAAAACACACUUUCCCUGAACAUCUUCCAAAGAUUUCAUCAACUUCAAGAAGGUUUUUAGAUGAAACAUUAACGAGUUAGAAGAAGGUGAAAUCAAUUCAAAUAUGGCCGCUGCAGAAGAUUUAAUCUUUUACAACUCUUGAAAUAUUUAAUAUGUUCUUCUCAGCCGUAGCGUCACAUGUCCUCAGUGCCAGAUGAUCAAAAGCCAGUCUGUCGUAUAAAUAGUUCCUCUGUUAAGAAACAAACAAGAUGUUCCCUUUUUAAUGUCGCUAUACUCUCCCUAAAUACACAGUUUGGGAAACAUAAAAUCCCCCCAGCUGUCGAUGUGAGUCACAUUUCACAGCUGCAUGUUACUGUGGACAAACAAGUGACACCGAAAUGUUUUUGAAAUUGACAUUGCACUCUGAAAGGUUGAAUAACUAGGGCCAAAUUGCGUUCCUUUUGGACCAUAGAAAAAGUGGUUUUACACAAAGAAAUCCAACUCAAGGUCCACUGUGGAUCUUGUUUAGGAACUUUCAACUGCAUAUUAUGGUUUUGCCUAGCUCCAAACUUCCAUUAGUGAAAUUGUGGUAGCUAAAAACAUUCUUCAGACAUUAUAAUCGUUCAAUAUUCCUUUUUAUUCUUGACGAUUUUCCCAAAAAUGGCAAAAGAACAGGAAAAUUCUCCCUUAUUACAUUUCAAAAUGGCGUCUUAGUGAAAAUAACACGUUUAAACCUGAGUCACUUUCUUCUACUACAUUGUUUAAUUGUCAAUAUCCUGUAUGUAUGUUACGUUACACAAGACUGACUGUCAUUUGACCAAAAAUCUUCAAAUAUGGAAACAUUUUAGCAUAAAGUUAACUUGUGAAAUUGUUGGAAAUCGUAAAGAAAAUGUGUUUAAUUGUUAUAUUCAUGCAUUUGUUUUUUCUUUUUUUCUUUUUUAAACUUGUUGGCAUGUGUUAAAGUGUACAUACAAGGAGCGUUUGUUGAAAUAAAAGCCAGGAGAGCA